GGCAACUUGCAAAUGUUUACAUUUUUGAACCACACGUGUUAUAUUUUAGGCACUUGAAUAAUUUUAAUAAGUUUUCUAAAAAAGAUGGAGCAGGAUGAAAAGCAACAUGAAACGUCAGUGGUAGUUACAGAAAAUGGCCUUCCUGAUGUUGACUUUCAGAAAUUGAUUGAGCAUAUAACAGAAGAAGAUAAAUUUCUGAGGAAAUUAAUUGAUACUAUUCCGGCAAAAUUGUACUUCAAUCAAGAAAUUCAAAAUAAAAUUUCGAUUGAAAAGGAGAUGACUAUGAAUAAAGAAGCAGAAGAUCUAAAGAGAAAGUUUUCUCGUUAUGAUCCUUCUGAUAAAUUCAAACAAAAGAGAGCUCGUUUUGAUCCGACGUAUCAGAAGAGUGUGUCACAAAUUCAAGAACAAUGCAACAAACAAAAUCGAAAGAAAAACAGGAAAACAAAAGAUAUUACUAAUUCUUCAUCUGUGUUAGCAAGAGCUGCAAAUAUCGAAGAACUUCAAAAACGUCUUCAGGAACGCAUUGAUCAGCUUCAAAUGAGACGUAAAAGUUGUAAUCCUUCUGAUACUGCGGAAAAGGAAAAAAUUAAAAGGAAAUUGAAGAAAAUGAAAAGCAAACAGAAGAUAAACCUAGUAAAAAAUAUAAAUAUUAACAAUAAAGAUCAGACUCCAAAAGCAAAGGAGGAGAAAUCUGAAAUCAAACCUGUUUUUAAUAAAGGCAGUAACAUCAUUUAUAGUAAACUUGAUUUUACAGAAGAUGGACAUGAGGAAAAAAAUAAAGACUUUGUGAGUAAAAAACCCAAACUGCUUCUUAAAAAAGCUGAAAAGAAGAAAGAAAAAUUAGAAGAGUUGCUAGCAACUGAUCCUGAGAAAGCUAAGAUAGCCAUUGAAAAAGAUAAAUGGAAGAAGGCAAUACAAAGGACAGAAGGCAUGAAAGUGAAAGAUGAUCCUUCUUUGUUAAAAAAGUCUAUAAAAAAAGAAAUGAAGAAGAAAAAGAGAAGUUUAAAAGCAUGGAAGGAAAGAACUGAACAAGUUGAAACUGUGAAGAAAACUCGACAAGAGAAAAGGUUGAAAAAUAUCAAAGCUAGAAAAAGGGAAAAACUUGAACAUAAAAUCAAACGAGCAAAGAAGAAAGGGCGUGUAAUUCCUGGUUUCUAAAUAUUGUGCAUUCAUCUCUCUGUAACUUAAAUUAGUGAUAAACUUAAAAAAUUUGACCUAAUUUAUAGUUAUGUAGCAGCUUUUUUUAUUAACUUCUUCAUUAAAUAUGUAUGUAUGUGAAUAAGUUUCAUAUAAAUGUCACAAAUACAUAUUUUUCUAAAAAUUUUAAUGCAUCGUGAUUUUGACAAGUCUAUUUAUAAAUACAUUAUGUAUUUUCUUGAUUGUGUACUAAGUUUUCAUAGAAAAUAUGUAAGUCACUCAAAGAAUACAAAGAUCUUUCAUCAGAUAGCUUUGUUACUGAAAUUAUUUAUUUAUUGUUAUUUGCAUAUUUUGCCUCUUGCCAUGUAUAAUUGUUCAGUAUUAUUUUAAAUGAACUUUUUAUAACUUUGAAGUUAAAAGGCAACUUUAAAUAGACAUGCAAGAAAAAAUAAUUGUUUCAAUCAUAAGGUAUUGUCUUCAGACUAGAAAAUUGCAGAUUUUAACCAAAUUUUAAAUAGAUUUUCAAUAAAUUUCAAACAGCGCACAGACAGUAUAGUGGUUAGAGGAGCCUACUCAAUUACCAAAGUUCGAAUCGUAAAGAAGGCAUGUUUAAUUUUCUGUCCUUUUAAAGAGGCAAUGGUAAUCAACUAUUAGGCAUCUCCACAAUAAAAUGGUCACCACUUCUAGCCUUAAGAGUGGCCAGUGCUGAAUAGGCAAGUGCCCGCCAUUGGAUUUAAAAUAUAUAUAUAUAUAUCAAAUUAUUGCCAUAAAUUUAUGAACAAUUUCUAUUUGAUAUUAUAUAUUUUAUGGUGGUUUUUACAUUUUAUUGAUCCUCUUUAUUUUAAGAACAUUUUGUUGUCUGUUACAGACUUCUGAAGACCUCAUUAUUUGAUAUAUAUUUUUAAUAAACUUAUUCGUACUUCAUAUGUUUAUCUUAAAAUUCUUUAUGCCUUUUAUGAUAGCAUACUUGCAAAACAAUUUUUUUAAGAAGUACAGAAUUUUUCUUGUGGGACUAUUAUACAUAAAAUUGGAUUUCUAAUGUUAUUUUCAAAAAUAUAAUAAACUGAUAAGAAAUAUUUCUAUAUUUGUGAGUUAAUAAAAGUUUCACGUAAGCAACAGAAAAUAACUGUUAGCUGAUUUGGGGAAGUGUAAAGAAAUGAAUUUGCUCUUUUAUUGACUUACUUGUGUUACAAAAAAAAUAAAUAAAUAGAGCCACCACUAA
Messenger RNA from Stegodyphus dumicola, 2359 nucleotides. RefSeq lists its product as uncharacterized. Gene Ontology annotation, molecular function: RNA binding; DNA binding. The record is from RefSeq and is a predicted model, not a curated record. Gene Ontology annotation, cellular component: nucleolus. NCBI's taxonomy places the organism in Eukaryota, Metazoa, Arthropoda, Arachnida, Araneae, Eresidae. Gene Ontology annotation, biological process: ribosomal large subunit biogenesis; ribosomal small subunit biogenesis.